Messenger RNA from Phragmites australis (common reed), 2270 nucleotides. RefSeq lists its product as uncharacterized. The record is from RefSeq and is a predicted model, not a curated record. The transcript has 3 exons. The coding region runs from base 551 to 1960 and encodes 469 amino acids. NCBI's taxonomy places the organism in Eukaryota, Viridiplantae, Streptophyta, Magnoliopsida, Poales, Poaceae.
CAUCUUAUAGUCAUAUUAGAUAUGUGCUUAUGAGAAAUAAAAUGGUGAUAAAUUAGCACAUCCCUUGGACUCGCCGUCCCAUUCUGAAAUCAAUUGCAUCCAAAAUUUCCGAUAGGAAAUGGAGACCCUGCGCGGGAAGUCAAAAGUCAUUGUUAAUCGACGAUGCUCCGGACGCCCUGCGGUGAAUUCCGAGAGAACAGUAGAACAGUAUAAAGCGAAGGAGAAACGACAUUAUCCGUGGGCGAGAAACGAUUGCGUCGUGCUUCCGUUUUAAUCUCCUUUCCGUACAGCUUUACACGUCAUAAUCCGCCAUCAACCGUCGUUUCCUCCAUUCCUGUGGGACAAUCCCGAUUCACUCAUCCAUUGUUUUCGUUUCUUGCCCCCACCCUAUAACAAAGCCGAUGGAUUACGCCGCCGCGGCCAUCAGGAAGCCGACGACGAGCCGCUGCCGUCUCCUUCGUACGGACUUCUCCUCCCUGUCGGCCGCGCUGUUCGGAUCGUCUGCUUCCACUGGAGAUCUGCGGAUCCAGUUUUGUAAUCGGUGAAAGCAAUGGCUGCUGCUGAAGCAAGGGCUGCUUGGCAACGUGCUGCAAACCGUUGUCUGGUUCAGGAGGACAGAAAGAGAGCCCCAAAAUUAGCCUGCUGUCCAUCAUCAUCUGAACAACAACAUGGUACAAGCAGUGGAAAUUGUGUAACUUCUGAAGGCCGCCCUAUCUCCAAUUUCAUGCAUUUGAGCUGGAGUCCAAUGAAUUCUAAUCUGCCACCAGAUAUCAGAUGGUGGCUUCAGUUACAGCCAAAUUUUGGGGUCCAGAAGGAUCUUGUUAGUGAGGCUCAUGAGAAGAUAGUGGAGGAUUUAGCACCUAAGCCUAAACAUGAGGAGCCAUUACUAUGUGAAACAAUUGGCACCAAUGUUGAGAAGAGUGAAGAUGUUUUUGAGCCUCCAUGGAUGGUUUCAGCAUCUUUCAUGAAGUAUUCUUCAGAGACAGGCUUAGAAGAGUUGAGAACCAUUGGUGGCUAUUCACAGGUACCUCUGAAGAGCAGAGGGACUUUGUAUGAGGAUAAAGAACUCCUGGAUUUCAAAAGUUCUGAUUCACCACCUUUGAAAAACCAACAGAAAGCUAAUUUUGAUAUGGAUGCACCUUGGAAAGAAGUUGAAAAGAUUCGGCCAUGGUGGCAGAUCACUGAUGAGAACGAGCUGGCUUCACUAGUUGCAGAAAGAGCAGUACAGCACAUUGAGAAUUGUGAUCUGCCAAGACCUACCCAGACAGUACGUGUUCAUCACGGGACAGAAUCACACAGUCAAGAAAAUAUAUGUCAUUCUGAGGGGCCAUCAUCUCCUGCAGGAAGGGUUUCACAUCCUGUUCCUGGACAAUGUGAGCAUAUCAACUUGAGCUAUAGCUCAGAAAGCACAGAUCUGAGUUUGUCUAAUAAUAGAGUUUGGCAACAGCAUGAAAGGAACUAUACAUAUAGUGGUGCACAAGACUUUCCUAACAGUAGCAAUACUGGAUCGGAAAGCAAACAAACGCUCCAGAAUGUAUCAGAGCGGGAUCGGAUUUUGGAGGCUCUUUGUCAUUCACAAACCCGUGCUAGGGAAGCUGAGAUGGCUGCCAAGAAAGCGCACAAUGAGAAAGACGAUGUAAUCAAUUUGUUGCUCCGACAGGCCUCAGACCUCUUUGCAUGCAAUCAGUGCCUGAAAAUAUUUCAACUGGAGAAUAUGGGCCUCCAGCUCAAGCACAAAGAGCAUCAGAUCACAACCGUGAUACCUGAACUUCCAUGGAUGACUCUGAAGGAGAAGCCUACGCUGGGUCAAGAGCAGAAAGUUUGGACAAGAAGGAAAGGUAGGAGGCAGAAGAAGGGAGGUGGGUUCUUUGAUGCCAUCUUAUUUGCUGUCGGUUUAGGUCUUGCUGGUGCUGGGUUUCUUCUUGGCUGGACUCUUGGGUGGCUGCUGCCAAGGUUGUAAAGUUAUUGGUGAUUCUCCUCUGAGGCUAGCUAGCUAGGCAUGAAUUUUGCUAUGUAUGAUCCUUAGAUGGAAGCUCCAGGUCUUACAAAUGGUCAAAUUGUUAGAUCCUACAAGCUGUUGAUUUGGAAGCCAUGCUGGUUCAAAGGCAUGAAUGUCCAUACUGCACAUGGAGUGUUUUUUUUUAGUAAAUAUGUGUGGAGUUCGUAUCUCAGAAUAUUGUACAUAUGGAUCAGUGUUGAAACUGUGCCAUAUGUCGGGUUCAGCAAUGUGUGAAUGAUUGGGGAAAUCAGUGAAAUAUCAUUACUUGAGC